GAGCGAACUGAUUGCAAGAACGAGAUUUGCUUGCUAGCAAUCUGCUCGAGUGUCGAGGAUCCCUGUCCUGAUAGAAUUCCAAAACGUUACUUCAAGAUGAACAAUUGCAUGGCAACCAUUAUUUCAAUCGCCCUUCUUCUGGGUAACUCUGUCAAGCUCCGAGCUUCCGUUACUGGGCCGGUUCCCUCGGACGGUGAUGGUCCUGCGUCUCAGGUGUGUCAGCAGUGCUGCCAGGGACCUGCUGCAAUACCCGGCAUACCAGGUCUGCCUGGACCAGCAGGACCGAUGGGGCCGUACGGUCAGCCGGGGUCAAAGGGCGAUGCGGGUCAGCAAGGUGAGAUUGGCCCUAUUGGACCUAUGGGUGAGCGGGGAGCACCUGGGAACACUGGGUCUAAAGGUGAUGAUGGGAUUGGCCUGCCUGGCAAGAUAGGUCCCAGAGGUAUACCAGGUAUCGUUGGAAGAAUCGGAGAAACUGGUGUCAAAGGUCAGAAGGGUGAGCCAGGACAAACACCAGACGACUCCAACCAGCGGGUAGCAUUUACCGUGGUGAGGACGAGUACCUCGGAUACCUCUACGAGUCACGACACCCGUUUGCCAUUCCAGGAGACCGAGACGCUUUUGCCGGGUACCAGCUUCGAUCUUGAGACUGGCACAUUUACCUGUACAGUGCCGGGCACCUACGUGUUUACAUUUUCUGUGCUUUCACACAGUAUCCUGUACAUGCAUCUGAAGAAAAACAACGACUGGGUUGUCACUGGAUUUAGCGGGGAUUCAACUAAUCAAGAGCAGGUGUCGGGAAGCGCGGUGCUGGUGCUGCAUCGUGAAGACACGGUGUAUCUUACCAUACGCGGUCGGGCGGGUAGUAACUCAUAUCACUACAUCUCAUUCAGUGGCUUCCUCCUUUACCCCGAAUAGACAAACAUGAUAACCACGCCUAGUAUAUGCACGAUCACACACAUUGCCGAAUUUUCAAUCGCUCCACCGUCUAUCCGAAACAACAUCUAAUUAAUGAGUAAGUGUAAAAUUAAAUUUCCUUCAAUUUUAUCUAAAUAAUUCAGUUGAAUACUCUGUUACAUGUACUUUAAUAAGUGCAUACGCAGAACAGUUUUACGGCAUUGGAUUAACACAUGGUUUUGAAUGCUUAAUAGUAGCACCGUAUGGUAUCGUUUAAGUAACAUUUAAAACAAAUCUUACAGCCUACUUAAAAGUACUGAAAUUAUAUUAUCCUGAUUGAAACGUUUGUAUGUGUGUCUAAUAAUGUAGAAAUAGAAGAGUUGUCAUUAAAAAAAAAUCGUAUAGUAUGUUUUUCCUUUUUUUUCUCGAAUAAGGUAAACAUUACAUUCACUGUCAAGCAUACAUUGUUAUUUGAGAGAUACUCCUGUAUAUUCAAAUGCAUUUUGGUCAUGGAUUUUUUUCUUUAUAGGAAAUGAAUUUAAAAUCCGACUAAGCAGGCGACGAUUAGUUUACCAAAGUUCAAAUUCAAAAUAAAUACAAAUCAAUAAAUCUGUCACUUGUAAUUACCAUUCACCUGAAAACAAACGUACCGUUUGCCCUUUUGACAAGAUGCGCUGAGAGAUUGCGAACGUUCACUCAGGUUUCUGAGUUUUGUUGUUUGAUCAUGCAUGCCUCAGACAUCAGCACAAAACUGAUUUCCCA
Messenger RNA from Patiria miniata (bat star), 1656 nucleotides. Its product is annotated as collagen alpha-1(X) chain-like. NCBI's taxonomy places the organism in Eukaryota, Metazoa, Echinodermata, Asteroidea, Valvatida, Asterinidae. The coding region runs from base 97 to 915 and encodes 272 amino acids. The record is from RefSeq and is a predicted model, not a curated record. Gene Ontology annotation, molecular function: protein binding. The transcript has 3 exons.